Camellia sinensis is the source of this 543-nucleotide messenger RNA. NCBI's taxonomy places the organism in Eukaryota, Viridiplantae, Streptophyta, Magnoliopsida, Ericales, Theaceae. The record is from RefSeq and is a predicted model, not a curated record.
AUGGAAACUGUUCAAAAAAGAAGAGAUGCAAUGCAAAGACACAAUGGUACUAUAUGUCCUAACAUUCAAAUUCAUUUGGAGAAAAUGAAAGCGGAUGCAGGUGGAUCGAUUCCUAGAGAGAAUGGCAACGAGAAAUUUGAGGUUGUAGGGCCAUAUGGUGAGCAAUACAAGCUGGACUUGCAAGCUUGGACUUGUGGUUGCAGGAAGUGGGAUCUGUCAGGCAUUCCAUGUGCCCAUGUUGUGGCUGCUACAAAUUUCUUAGGUCAAGAACCAGAAAAAUAUGUUCAUCAGUACUAUAAGGUGGAGAGUUAUCUGAAGAUGUAUGACAAUAUGUUGACUCCUAUUAAUGUUAAAGAAACGUGGCCAAAAACUGAGUAUGCAAAGGUGCUGCCACCUGAUGUGAAAAAGAGAGCUGGGAGGCCUAAACAAAAUAAAAGAAAGGAGACUGAGGCACCAAUUCAAGGCAGAAAGCUAGGAACGCAGGGCACUAAAAUAACUUGUAAUAAUUGUGGAAAUGUGGGACACAACAGGAGAAGUUGUUAA